CUUUCCUUGAUAACACAUGAGAGCUGGAAGCACCUGUUCUUUACUGUACUACACCUCUCCCUCUUUCCUUACUUCUCCAGCAGACAGGUGUUGGCAGGUGGGAGAAAACCAUGCCUAAACCAACCAUUUCUUCACCAUACAAUGGGCCAAGGUGCCUUCUCACCUGUGUGCUUCUGGCUCUAAACUUCAACCUUCUCCAGGGACAGCAGCUUCAUGCUUGCAAAGAGUCAGAGUACCACUAUGAAUACACUGAAUGUGACAGCAAAGGCACCAGAUGGCGUGUGGCAGUGCCUCAUACUCCGGGACUGUGUACAGGACUUCCAGAUCCAGUCAAAGGAAAAGAAUGCUCUUUUUCCUGCUCUGCUGGGCAUUACCUGGAUAUGUCACUACAAGAAUGUACAUCUUGUACAAAAGGAACAUACUCUCUGGGUACUGGUGUGCGUUUUGAUGAGUGGACAGAGCUUCCACCUGGUUUCUACAGCGUUUCCGACACUGUGUUUGAUUCAACUGGCAAUUGCACUACGUCACAGUGGGAAGCCCGUGGUGAAUAUGUAGCAUCAAAUACUGAUGAAUGCUCGGCCACUUUAAUGUAUUCAAUCAACCUGAAACAGGAAGGAACACUUACCUUUGAAUAUUUAUAUCCGGACAGUAGCAUUGUAUUUGAGUUCUUUGUUCAUAAUGAUCAAUGUCAGCCCAGAGAAGAGGAAUCCGGAGGGAUGAGGACCACUGAGAAUGGCUGGAAUGUUCAUCUAGUAAAGCUUACUCAAGGAACUAAUGUUCUGUACUGGAAAACUACAGCCUUUUACUUUGGAGUUUCCAGCCCUAAACCAGUCUUAUUGAGAAACAUUUUCAUCACAGGUGCAGCAUAUACGUCAGAAUGUUUCCCAUGCAAGCCUGGAACAUUUGCACCCUCAGACGGAGCACCAUCCUGUCAGAUCUGCCCAAGAAACACUUACUCAAUACGUGGAGCUUCCUCCUGUAUACCGUGUGAAGCUGACAAGUACUCUGUUCCUGGAUCUGGAUCUUGUCUUCCUCGCCCACCAUGCACAGACAAAGAUUAUUUCUAUACACACACACCAUGUGAUGCCAAUAGAGAGACGCAACUCAUGUAUAAAUGGAUCGAGCCUAAGAUAUGCAGUAACAGUUUGGAAGGAGCGAAAAGUCUGCCAGUAUCGGGUGUUAAGAAGAAGUGCCCACCAUGCAAUCCAGGAUUCUAUGUGACAAAUACAAGCUCUUGUGAGCCCUGCCCCAAAUAUACUUUUUCAAAUGGGACCACUUGCAAUCCCUGCCCAGCUGGUACAGAAGCUAUGCUUGGCUAUGAGUACAAAUGGUGGAAUAAACUACCUGACAACAUGCAAAGUUUGGUCAUGAGCGGGCUAACCUUUGAGUAUGAGAAUGUGUCAGGGUGGGAAGUUGCUGGAGAAUAUAUUUACACUUCUGCUGCAUCUUCAGAUAAUGAUUACAUGGUACUUAGAUUGAACAUACCUAGCUUCAGCUCUCCCAGCAUUGCAACACCUGACAGUAAUAAUGAAGUGGCCCAUAUUUCAUUUGUGUUUGAUCUUAAAUGUAUUAUCAGUUGCCAGCUCUUUUUCAUGAUGGCUGUAAAUUCAGAAAUGACCUCACUGGUAGAAAGCUGGACGGGUUCUACGGAAAAACAGUCCUAUUCAUAUCGUUUGGAGAAAAAUGCUAAUACCACUUUUACAUGGGCAUUCCAAAGGACAAGUGUUGAUUCAGAUGGGGGUCGGAAAUAUACUGCAGAUAUUGCAAAAAUAUAUUCCAUAAAUGUUACUAAUGCUAAGGAUGGUGUUGCAUCGUGGUGUCGGCCAUGUGCCCAGGACAAGGAUUCCCUGUGCAUCUCUUGUCCCCCUGGGCAUUACAUUGACAAGAGGACCAACAAGUGCAUCUCAUGCCCAACUAACACUUACCUGCAAUCAAACUUACCGUUUGGAGAUGAAACUUGUACAAAAUGUGGGCCUGGAACAAAAAGCAAUGAUGCACACUCCCUGUGUUUUCAUGAUUGCAAAAUGACUGUAUCAGCAGGAAGAACAGAACUGAUGUAUGACUUUACAUUACUUUCAAAUGUAACCACAUUUAUUGGAGCUCCCAGUUUUACCGCCAAAGGACUCAAAUACUAUCGUCAGUUUAGUAUAAGCCUCUGCGGCAACAAGGGUAAGAAACUGGCUACGUGUCUUCAAAAUGUAUCAGAUACUUGGGGAUCAGAUAUCGAGCCUGUGCAUUCUGUUGCCUCCUAUGUUUGCCAGUCUAUGUAUGUGCCUUCAGAUUCACUUGGUCACAAGACAGUGAUGACUACACAACCAGCAAACCUCGCUGAUCAGCUCAUAGGUGUCACAACAGAUAUCGCUUUUGAUAAAAUCUCAUCUCCAGUGGAUCUUUUUCCUGGAGAAAAUGUAGCCAUAAAAGACAUCAUAUUCUAUUACAGGUCAAAAGAGGUUACACAGUCCUGUAUUUCUGGACGGUCUACUACUAUCCGGCUUCGCUGUAAUCCACAAAUUGCUAACAUACAAAAUAUAUCUGUGCCAAGGCACUGCCCAGAAGGAACUUGUGAUGGCUGUGUAUUUCAUUUUCUGUGGGAGACAGAAAAGGCGUGUCCUCUUUGUACUGUCAAUGAUUACCAUAUCAUCACAAGUGUCUGUCAGCAUGGAAUCCAGAGGACAACUGCAUUGUGGCAUACGCCACGGCUGUGUGUCGGUGGUGUGAAGCUUCCAGAAUCAACUGUCAGUAUUUGUAAGACCGAAGAUUUUUGGCUGAAAGUGGGGGUGACUGGUGGUAUUUGCUCUGCACUGAUACUCACAGCACUUACUGCUUACUUUUGGAGCAAGAAUCGAAACUUGGAGUACAAGUAUUCGCGGCUAAUGAUGAAUGCCCCAACAAAGGAUGGAGAGCUACCGGCAGCUGACAGCUGUGCCAUAAUGGAGGGGGAGGAUGCCGAGGAUGAACUCGUAUUCAAUAACCGCCAUUCCAUACUGCGCAAGUUUAUGUCACUGUCUAAGAAGAGAACAUCCGAUGGAUUCGACUCUGUACCUUUAAAGUCAUCAGACGGUUAUCAUACAGACAUGUGAUUGAAAGUUUUGACCAUUACUGACUUCAUUUAACCGCAUGCACAGUCCAAACCUGUGUAUCCAUUGUUGUGUGGCAUGUUCAUUUUCUGCCAAGGUCUUUUUCUUUCGGUUUGUUUACAUGAGGGUGCAACUGAAACCUUCGCAGCAGCCGCAUUUGAAUCGCACAUGCUUUCUGCUGUCAGCCCUGUGUCACUAAUUAUGUUGAUUUUUAGUUAAUAUUUAAUGCUGCCUUUAGUUUACCUUUUCAUUAAGGGUACCUGCCAUGGGGUAUAUAUGUAGGAUGCCAUUGUGUGGCUGUCAUGUUGAUUCACCGGCUUCGGUACUUUGAGUCACUGACCCAGAGCAAGAUUAGAGGUAAGGGAUUCAGACUUUGCCUUUUACUUAAACAACUUCUGGGUCCGUGGCUCAGAAGUACUGAACCUGGAAAUUUCGAAUUUUGUGGUCAGCAAUGGCAGGGCACAUGUUUCUCUAACAAGUGUACUUCAUUAGCAUUAUUCAAAUUUGUAUAUAUUUA
Rana temporaria (common frog) is the source of this 3594-nucleotide messenger RNA. RefSeq names its product endosome-lysosome associated apoptosis and autophagy regulator 1 (gene ELAPOR1). Gene Ontology annotation, cellular component: late endosome; trans-Golgi network; lysosome. Bases 111 to 3080 code for a protein of 989 amino acids. Gene Ontology annotation, biological process: positive regulation of vacuole organization; autophagosome assembly. The transcript has 22 exons. The record is from RefSeq and is a predicted model, not a curated record. NCBI's taxonomy places the organism in Eukaryota, Metazoa, Chordata, Amphibia, Anura, Ranidae.